UUCCAAUGUGUUUUCACUCAACACUCUUUUCAAAAGCACAUUGCCGAAACAAAGUUCUUUAGAUCUGCUCCUCUGUUUCUUUCCCACACCUUCUAUUCUCUGUUUUCUUUGCCUAAAUGCCUUCUUCUUCCUCCUCCUAAUUUCACUUCCAUUCUUGUUCUUCAUUUACCGAAAUUCCACUUCAUUCCAUUGAAUUCAGCUGAACCCAGCUGGGGGUGCCUUGAAUGUUGCUGUUUCAGAGGAAUGGCUGGAGCUCCAGUGAGUGAAGUAUUCCGGUGACGUUGAAGAUUGGCGAAGAUGUUCAAGUCGGCGAGGUGGAGGAAUGAGAAGAACAGGAUCAAAGCUGAGUUCAAAUUGCAAUUCUGUGCGACUCAGGUAUCGGAAUUUGGUGGGGAUUCAUUGAUGAUAUCUGUGAUUCCUGGUGAUGUGGGGAAGUCGACGGUGAAACUGGAAAAGGCUACAGUGCGAGGAGGAAAAUGUCGGUGGGAGAAUCCGGCUUAUGUAACAGUUAAGUUUGAUGUAGACCAAAAAACUGGAAAGUUCACUGAGAAAAUCUACCAUUUUCGAGUCUCUACGGGAUUGAUCAAAGCUGGUUUAGUUGGUGAAGUUUCUAUUGAUUUUGCUAAAUAUGCGGAGGCCACCAAGCCUUUCUCUGCUUCUCUUCCCCUCCAGAAUUCAAAUUCUGCAGUUUUGCAUAUUUGGAUACAGAGGAUUCAGGAACAUGCUGAUCAAAGAGAUGUGGAUGAAUACGAGGGUUUGAAAUCUAGAUCUCAAGACGAGAGCUUAAGCAGCUACUUGAACAACGAGGAUGCAAACAAGAACAGUCAAACUGAAGUAAGAUUGCUUCCCCAGUACGCCAAAAAUGGUGGGUUAAGUGAUGAAGCUGAAAGAAAUGGUGAAAUAAAUGGUGAACAUAGAACAUCAAGUGGAUCUGACAUUACUUUGUCAAGUUAUGAGAGUAGCUCUGGACUUGACAGUCCAAUAGAAAAUGGGAUUAGGAAUAACACCCAUCAGCAACCUAAUGGCUAUCUUUCACCAUUAAACCACUCCCCGGUUUCUCACAAAUCACCUGCUCGUGACGAGAAUUUGACAUUCCCUUGGAAGUGGUCGAUCCAAUCUGAUCAUGUAGCAACACCGGAUGAUUCGCGAGUCAAUGGCAUUGUAUUAGGAAGGUCGAAAAAGGAAGCUGAUAUUGAGAUUGAGGAACUGAAGACUGAGCUUUCUGUUUCGACCAGACGGGCGGACAUGUUGGAUAUGGAAUUGCAGACACUUCGGAAACAGAUAGUGAAAGAAAACAAAAGGAGCCAGGAUCUUAUGGGUGAGAUUUCUAUCUUCAAGGCAGAGAGGGAUGAAUGGAGAGCAGAAUGUGAGAAGUUGAAGGGAUUUCAAAAGCACGUGGAUGAUGCAAAAGUUAAAAACAAGUUGCAGUUUGAUGGAGGUGAUCUGCGGGCUCUAUUAGAAGAAAUGAGACAAGAACUGAAUUAUGAGAAAGACCUGAAUGCCAAUCUUCGGUUACAGCUACAGAAAACUCAAGAAUCAAAUACCGAGUUAAUAUUAGCUGUACAAGAUCUUGAGGAGAUGCUGGAACAGAAGAACUGUGAAAUAUCAGAUCUUUAUACCGAGGAGUCCAAGAAGGCUGAAGAAAUGAAAAUUACUUGUUCAAAAUGUCAAAUAGAAGAGGAUGAGGAGCUAAAAGCACUUGAAAAUCUUGUGAAUGAUCAAAAGAAUGAUAGAAAAGCAUAUGUGCUGGAGCAAAAAGUGAUGGAACUCUACAAUGAAAUAGAACUACAUAUGCGAGAUAAGGAUGAGCUUGCGAUGCAAAUGGAGCAGCUUGCACUUGAUUAUGAGAUAUUGAAACAGGGAAACCAUGAUCUUUCCCGAAAACUGGAGCAAAGUCAACUUCGGGAGCAAUUGAAGAUACAGCAUGAGUCCUCUUCUGCUGCUACGAUAAAUGAGCUUGAAAAGAAGAUCCAGGGUCUCGAAAAUGAACUUAAGCAGCAGUCGACUGAAUAUUCUAAUACGUUAGCUACAAUCAGGGAACUUCAAUCCCAUGCCAGAAGCUUGGAGGAAGAACUUGAGAAGCGGGAGCAAGAUUUCGAAGCCGACUUGGAGGCAAUGACACUUUCCAAGGUUGAGCAAGAGCAAAGGGCUAUACGAGCAGAAGAAGCUUUAAGAAAAAUGAGGUUAAGAAAUGCUCAUACUGCAGAAAAGCUUCAGGAGGAAUUUGGAAGACUGUCCAAGCAGAUGACUUCUACAUUUGAGGCAAAUGAGAAUGUGGCUUUGAAAGCACUAGCAGAAGCUAGCGAGCUUCGCUCACAGAGAAGUCACUUGGAAGAAGCUCUCCAGAAAGCAAAUGAAGAGCUACGAUCUGUGAGAGAAAAUUAUGAGGAAAAAUUGCAGGAGCUUUCUCAUCAAAUCAAGAGCUACUCAAGUCAGAUAGCACAAAUGAUAUCGGAACUUGAGACAAAGUCCAAACAACUCGAACAUCAGAAGAAAAACGAGGAUAUGAAGUUUGAAUCUUCCUCUCAGGAAAUCCAAAUGCUCAAAUCCGAGAUUGACCAUCUCAUAGGAGAGAAUGGUAAUCUUAAAGAACAAGCCGGACAGGUAGAGAUUAUGAGAGUAGAAUUAGAUCAAAUGAAGACACUAGUUAUAGAAACCGAAAAGCUAAUACAAACAAGAAAUACAGAAAGAAAUGAGCUGGAGAGUACAGUUGUAUUGGCGAAAAAAGAAUCGAAUAUAUUACUGGACGAGUUGGAGAAAUUGAGGAAUGCGAAAGAUGAAAAGGAGACUUUGGUGGGACUUCUACAAUCAGAGUUGCAGAAUCUCAAAGUUGAAUGCAAUGACUUAAAGCAUUCUUUGACCGAGGAUGAGAUGGAGAAAGAGAAACUUAGAAAGCAGGUAUUGCAACUCAAAGGUGAACUGAAGGAGGCAUGUAAUAAUUAUGAGAAAAAGCUCAAGCAUAACAAUGGACGUGGGGCAACUCCUGGGGGAAACAAAACUGCUCCAAAACAGAAAUUAAACCCAGUUUCUAAUGGCUCUGCUGAAGUUGCAAAUUUGAGGGAGAAAAUCAAAAUCCUCGAGAGACAGAUAAAACUAAAUGAAAGCGCCUUAGAAACAUCAGAGAGCUCAUGUCUCCAAAAGGAAGAGGAAUUCUGCAAUAGAAUCAUAGAGUUGGAGAAAAGACUGGAAGAUCUAAACCAUUCGGAAACAUGUCAAAAGGUAACCAACGAUCGAAAUGACACUACUUCACAUGGAGGAAUAUCAGAGGAGACGAGAAAGACAGCGGACAACUUAAGCAAUAAAUUAUCAGUCAAUAGCAACAAGAAUUCAUUUGAAACAGCGCCAAAACUACCUGCUGUUGAUGAUAGAGAUGGCAACCUUGCUAAACUGUUGACAGAAUUGUCAACAUUAAAAGAAAAAAACCAAUCGAUGGAAAGUGAACUAAAGGAUAUGCAAGAGAGAUAUUCAGAGAUAAGUCUUAAGUUUGCAGAAGUAGAAGGUGAAAGGCAGCAGCUAGUAAUGACUGUGCGCAAUCUCAAGAAUGCAAAGAGGAAUUAACUCUUCUCUAACACACUUGUACUUGAAUACCCAUAUAUAUUGUAUAGUUGAGAAGCUCCUUUUACUAUAGUGAAUAAAUUAAUUGUAUAUUGUAUUUGUUUCCACUCAAAAGUUUACCCCUGCCCUUGUUGGGUUACAGAAAAAGCUCAGUGUUAGAUCUCCAUCAAUGUCCAGCCAUUCUUGUAAACUUGAUAUGGAGAAAAUGAUAGUUAAUGGAUAAUAGUUAUUCUCAUGAUUGAAAAGGAAAAGAAACAUGUACAUAAACAAAUUUCUUCUCUCCU
Messenger RNA from Cucumis sativus (cucumber), 3839 nucleotides. Its product is annotated as myosin-9. The transcript has 9 exons. The record is from RefSeq and is a predicted model, not a curated record. The coding region runs from base 298 to 3558 and encodes 1086 amino acids. NCBI's taxonomy places the organism in Eukaryota, Viridiplantae, Streptophyta, Magnoliopsida, Cucurbitales, Cucurbitaceae.